UCUCUCUCACACAACUCAGUCCCUCUUCGACGUUUUAUUGAAUCCGCAUUUUGAAGUAAAUGAAAGACUUCUCUGCGAACGUUACUCUUCUUCAUAUGUGAAGCAUUGCUCCAUUUUUUAGGUAGUUCAUAGAGAGAGAGAGAGAGAGAGAGAGAGAGAGAGCUCUUCUUUUACAUUGUUUUCGAACCCGUCCCUGAUUCUUUCGGCGCAAGUUUGCUCCAUAGUCAAACUCUGACAAUGUCUAUGGCGAGUUUGUAUCGGCGGUCUCUUUCCCCUCCGGCGAUAGAUUUCGCUUCUUUUGAAGGAAAGCAAAUCUUCAAUGAAGCGCUUCAGAAAGGCACUAUGGAAGGAUUUUUCGGGCUGAUUUCUUAUUUUCAGACACAGUCUGAGCCAGCUUUUUGUGGCUUAGCUAGUCUUUCGAUGGUUUUGAAUUCUCUUUCUAUUGACCCGGGAAGAAAGUGGAAAGGUAUACAUACCUCUACUGGAGAGUACAUUUGUUGGUGGGUUUUUGAAUUUUUUUGGUUUCUCUCAGGGCCUUGGAGGUGGUUUGAUGAAUCAAUGCUGGAAUGUUGCGAGCCGCUUGAAAUAGUGAAGGAUAAAGGCAUUUCAUUUGGAAAAGUGGUCUGUUUAGCUCAUUCUUCAGGAGCAAAAGUCGAAGCUUUCCGCACAAAUCAGAGCACCAUUGAUGAUUUCCGCAAAUAUGUGGUCAAAUGUUCAACUUCUGAUAAUUGUCAUAUGAUCUCAACAUAUCAUAGGCAAGUACUCAAGCAGACUGGAACUGGCCACUUUUCACCUAUUGGUGGUUAUAAUGCUGAAAGAGAUAUGGCUUUGAUUCUUGAUGUCGCUCGUUUCAAGUAUCCUCCUCACUGGGUUCCUCUUAAACUUCUUUGGGAUGCCAUGGAUAGUAUUGAUCAGUCAACAGGGAGACGUAGAGGGUUCAUGCUUAUAUCAAGACCCCACAGAGAACCAGGAUUGCUCUAUACAUUAAGUUGUAAGGAUGAGAGCUGGAUCAGCAUUGCAAAGUAUUUGAAGGAAGAUGUUCCUCGUCUUGUAAGCUCACAACAUGUUGAUACUAUUGAAAGAAUCUUAUAUGUUGUAUUCAAGUCACUUCCAGCAAAUUUCAACCAAUUUAUCAAAUGGAUGGCUGAGAUUCGAAGAACAGAGGAUGUAAAUCAAAAUCUUAGCUCAGAAGAGAAAUCAAGGCUCAAAUUAAAGCAAGAGUUACUGAAACAAGUGCAAGAAACUAAACUGUUCAAGCAUGUGGAUAAGUUUCUCUCCUCUGUGUACGAAGACAAUCUGCCAUAUGUUGCUGCUAAGGUUUAUUGUGACGGAGAUGAAAUCUUAUCGGGAUAUGAAUCAGAUGAAUCCUGUUGUAAGGAAACUUGUGUCAAAUGUAUCAAAGGUCUUGGUGAGGAGAAAGUGACAGUGGUAGCUUACCCAUCCGGGAACGAUGUGUUCACUGCUCUUCUGUUGGCUUUACCUCCACAGACGUGGUCAGGUAUCAAAGACCAGUCACUUUUGCAAGAAAUGAAACAGCUCAUUUCCAUGGUUAGCCACCCGACUUUGCUUCAACAAGAGGUUUUGCAUCUACGACGCCAACUUGAGAUGCUAAAACGAUGCCAGGAGAAUAAAGAAGACGAAGAACUCUCUGCUCCUGCCUAA
This is a messenger RNA of Arabidopsis thaliana (thale cress), 1662 nucleotides long. It is a transcript of the gene PCS2, whose product is annotated as phytochelatin synthase 2. Gene Ontology annotation, molecular function: glutathione gamma-glutamylcysteinyltransferase activity; metal ion binding. The transcript has 8 exons. Bases 238 to 1662 code for a protein of 474 amino acids. The record is from RefSeq and is marked reviewed. Lineage: Eukaryota; Viridiplantae; Streptophyta; Magnoliopsida; Brassicales; Brassicaceae. Gene Ontology annotation, biological process: response to metal ion; phytochelatin biosynthetic process.